Molecule: messenger RNA, 1566 nt
Organism: Anisakis simplex (herring worm)
Lineage: Eukaryota; Metazoa; Nematoda; Chromadorea; Rhabditida; Anisakidae
Source: the annotation of a GenBank genome assembly
AUGUUAUGUAAUCCAGCAAAUCCACCCAACGAUUUCGAUGUUUACAACAUUUUCGAUCGUCGUAUAAACUGUCUUCCGUUCAUGAAUUUCAUUUCGGAGUGCCUUGCUGAUGGUCGUAACCAUAUGCAUUGUUGUCUAAAAGAGUCGAAAGACCGCGAUGAGAACGCGUGUUUUGGCUUAUGUCGUGGUGAGGGCAUUGAUUCAGUGGCUGCAUGGGAUAAAUAUCAAACAUGUCUUGCGAUUAAUUUGGAUCCCAUGUUCAAGUGCUUUGAACGUGGUUAUUUGAAUACACCGACUCCGCCACAAAAACUAAAAGUGCUCGCCGAAAGCACAGAUUCAGCACUUCUCACUUGGUCACCACCAGCCGUUAACCCGAACCUAGCCCAUUCUUAUCAUGUGAUAUGCAAAGAGAUGGACGGCGAAACGAUCGAAAAGACCCUUGAUACACGUGCUACGAAGAUCACUUUGACAGCUCUUCGUGCAGAUAGCAAAUAUUCGGCAUCCGUGGUUGCAGUCACUCGCGAUGGUCAUCGUCGAUCGUUGCCAUCCGAAACUGUUCAUUUUCAUACGGCCGGAGUGGCACCUCGAGUGAGUGCAUAUCGUGAAACGAUUGCAAUACCAAAACAUGCCAAGUCAGUGACAUUAGCAUGUCGUAUGCAAAUGCCAGGCACAAUUCAUCGUGCUGCACGAGUCGAGUGGAAGAAGGUUGAUGAGAACAGUGGUCGUUUCGAGACUUUGAACGGUGAACGAUACUCACUUGUCAAUUAUGUGUCAUCACAUAGACAACCUCGACAUUACGUCUCAACGCUUCAGAUCAAACCACUUCAAGUGGAUGAUUUCGGAACGUAUCGUUGUGUGGCUUCUAAUGAUUUCGGUAGUUCGAGUGCGGAUAUUCGUUUAGUUGUACGUAUGCAAACGAUGGCCGCAUCGAAACCACCUGAAUCACUGUACGCUUGUUGUCAACGUCAACGCAUACGUUCACCGUGUGCUGCGAUUUGUGGUAGUGAAUAUGGGAAACGGGCAUCGUUACGUGCCGAAGCGUUUAUCAAUAAUCGUUGCUAUGAUCAAAUGAGCAAAUUUCUGGCGUGUACAAUUGUGGAUGAGAUUGUCGUUGAUGAGGGUGCAUGUUGUUUGCGUAACAAAGUGCCAACUUUAUGUUUACCGUUAUGUGAUGGUUCGACGUGGCAGAAAGAGGAUGCUUCAACAAGCAGUGCGGCUACAAGACAAAUACCUCAUUUAUGUGCCGCAUACACAUUCGCAAUAUUCGAGUGCCGUAUGGAACACGCUGAUGAUCGACCACAAACGGUGGUUGCACUUCGUGCUACGACCCAAGGCGAUAGUGUCUUGUUGAGGUGGAAUUCAACGGAACGCGCCGAUAUGUAUCAUGUUUAUUGGCGACGACGUGGCUCAUCGUCGAAUUGGGAAGUGAGCUCAGUGAUUGGCACAAGUAAACGUGUGAACGGAGGUGCUGAUGAAGUGGUAGUGGUAGCAUCAAACGCCUUUGGUAACGCUCAUUCGGCAAGACUUCUUUUCGAUAACGGCAAAUGGAUUAAUUCCUAUUAUUAA